UAGAGAGAGAAAGGUUGCCGAAAUUGACCAAGUCAGUCUCCAUUCUAUCUGAGUCUGACGUUUCUGUAUGUGGAAGACUACAAAGAUUAGAGAGAUGGUGUCUCGACCACUCUGCAGCACAUCCUCCAGCAUCACGGUGACAUUGCGUCCGCUUCCAAACUGAAAUCACUUGCCACACUCACACCCUCCUACUGCUACUACCUCGACCUCGGUGGUUUUUUGAACUCUAAAUUAAGCAUCUCAGCCCUGGUGGAAAUGGUAGCCAUUACUGUUAAAGAGUCCCCGAAAAUCAAAGCAGAUUGGCUCAAGCCUGUCCUGGAGGAGAAUAUAAAGGGAUAUAUUGAUAUGAGAAAGAGGCGAGCUCUUCUACUUAAAAGCUUCACAUUUCUGAUCUCCAUGGUCGACAAGUUUCAGGGGAAACCCCUUCUUCAAGGCAUCUUCUGACCAACCAAUUUACUUCGAAUAUUCUUUUCUUCAUCUUGAUACCCGCAAAAAUUAUAAUUGGUUUGUUUUGGAUAUUUUAUUUUCUUUUGUAUAUAAUAAUUAUCCAAAUAACCAAAAAAAACCUAAAUCCUAAUAAAAUCCCAAGUUUAUAGGAUUUUAAAGUAAUAGGUGGGAUUCUUUGGAAAUUUAGUUCCAGCUUGAAUUCUUGUUAAUAGAUUUUAUACCCACAACACAAACAUAGCAAGAAGAAAGUAUUUUUGAAGACGAUCUGAUGAAGAUAAAUAAUGUUAAACGAGAAGAAAUAGAGAUGAGACUAGAACCAUAUGUAUUGUUUUGGAUAGAGCGUUUGUUUCUCUUUCUACUUAUCAUCUUCCCAACAUACCUCUUAGAUCUUACCAUCCCAAUCAUUCUCUUCACUACUCUUUAUGGAAUACCCUUCUUCUUCCUUUGCCGCAAUCUCUAUUCAGUAGGAUCAUCUGGUAUUGGAGGAAUCUGGCUGUUUAUAUUGGACCGCUCUACGUUUUACUUAGCCUUUCAGUAUUAUAAACUAUUGGCUGGAGGCUUUGACCUCACCUUCCUUUGGCGUCUCACCAUUGUCCUCUCCUUCGUGAUCCACUCCAUUUACAUCGUCGAGUAUCUCCUUAGAUCUCAUCAAACCGUACCAUCUACUUCACCUCAAUCUAAGAAUUAUGAUAAGACUCCCGGUGAUGUGAGCAAGCAAGUGGAGAAGAUGAAUGAGUUAGUCGAAGAUGGGAAGAAGAUGGUGACAUAUAUGGAGAAUAUGAUCCAUUCAAGUCUUGAAACUCAAAGAAAAGAGUGGGGGGAGUUUCUUGAUGAGUUGAGCAAAGAUGGGAAGAAGACCAUGUCGAAAUUGGAUGGUAUGAUCUGCGCACAAAUUGGAACUCUGAGAGAAAACAUGCGCCUCAAUGUUGACGAGGUAUGGCAAAAGCUCCGAGAUGAGAUGAGGUCUAAAGUCGACGAGAAUGUCAAAGCUUCACGACAAGAUCUUAACAAAGGUAUCAAAUCUAUGGCCGACCAACUCCGUGAGACCUACCUUGCCAUGGAGGAAACUACCAAAGAAGCCAAGGCCUACGAGACCUACCUUAUCGACCAAACAAACCGACGGGUGAUAAGAGGAGAUGACGUUGAGGGAUUUGCCGAGCUCAGGGAGCAAGUGCAGAGAAUGGCAGUGGAGGCUGAGAUUGCUGCAGAAGAGCUCUCACGUGUAACGGUGGAGUUGGUGGAGGCAGGGAUCCAGCAAUGGGAGGAUGACAACUUCGACUAUCUCGCCUCCCUCCCUCUCAUGUAUCUCAAUCGUAACUAAUAAGUAUUCGUUAAAUUCUAUUGUCUCUGCCUUUUCUUGCAGUCUUUAUUUUGUGCACUUGAUAACUAGAUUCUACUUGGAUAACCCUUGUUUUCUUCAUUGCUUA
This is a messenger RNA of Camelina sativa (false flax), 1874 nucleotides long. RefSeq lists its product as uncharacterized. NCBI's taxonomy places the organism in Eukaryota, Viridiplantae, Streptophyta, Magnoliopsida, Brassicales, Brassicaceae. The record is from RefSeq and is a predicted model, not a curated record.